Molecule: messenger RNA, 488 nt
Organism: Nyctereutes procyonoides (raccoon dog)
Lineage: Eukaryota; Metazoa; Chordata; Mammalia; Carnivora; Canidae
Gene: VPREB3
Product: V-set pre-B cell surrogate light chain 3
Exons: 2
Coding region: 55-420 (121 amino acids)
Biological process (GO): immunoglobulin production; immune response
Source: RefSeq, a predicted model, not a curated record
GCACCUGGAGUGCUCCCAACAGAACGACUCUUGUCUGCCUCUCUGCUUCUGGCCAUGGCCUGCUGGCAUCUGGCCCUCCUUCUGACUGGGGCCCUCCUGUCAGUCUUUCAGCCAGGCUUGGCCCAGCCAGAUGCACUGCUGUUCUUCCCAGGCCAAGUGGCCCAACUCUCCUGCAUGCUCAGCCCUCGCCAUGCCACCAUCGGGGAGUACGGUGUGUCUUGGUAUCAGCAACGGGCAGGCAGUGCCCCCCGCUACCUCCUCUACUACCGCUCAGAGAAGGACUACCAUCGGUCCCCUGACAUCCCUGACCGCUUCUCGGCAGCCACAGAUGCUGCCCACAAUGCCUGCAUCCUGACCAUCAGCCCCGUGCAGCCUGAGGACGACGCAGAUUAUUACUGUUCUGUGGGCUACACAUCCUAAGGGUGGAGUGUGGGACAAGUGCUUCAUAUCUGCUUCUCAUUUCUGCACCCUGAUCUUGGGUUUCCCCC